Arctia plantaginis is the source of this 360-nucleotide messenger RNA. The record is from the annotation of a GenBank genome assembly. NCBI's taxonomy places the organism in Eukaryota, Metazoa, Arthropoda, Insecta, Lepidoptera, Erebidae.
AUGCGAGGUGCAAUGCUGCUGUUGGCGGUCAUUAUCGCAGUGACAAGCGGCAGCAGAUCCGUUCGAGGAGAGUGCUGUUACCCAACGUACAUACAAUGGUCCGCAGACAACUGUUGGCCGUUCCGAAGCCAGUCUCAAAUGGCUGACAACAUUGAAAGGGACCUCGUUGCUAGCCUGAUGCUGCCGACGCGCUGUGAAGCGAAGGUGUGUAACGAUGGACGCGUUCACCCAGGGGCCUACUGUGGCAGAGGAAGAUGUAACCUGUUCGGAUGCAAUUGUGAAGGUGGAUGCAUUCCUGGUGAGCCGGUGCUCAAUUUUAGACGAUUGAACGGCAUACCAGACGACAAGAGUUUCAAAUGA